AUGCCAGAUCGAUCGAAUGCACCUCAGGAGAGUCCCGUCAACAGCCCUUGGAGCGAGUCGAGUGCACCUAAGCUCGAGCUGAAAACACUCCCUGCGGGGCUCAGGUAUGCAUUUCUGGGACCUAACUCUACAUACCCUGUGAUAGUGAAUGCUGAGCUGAACAAUGUUGAACUUGCUUUGCUUCUCUGUGAGCUUAGGAAGUAUAGAAAAGCUAUAGGGUAUUCGCUAGAUGACAUCCCUGGAAUUUCUCCUGAUCUUUGCAUGCAUAGAAUACAUCUAGAAGAUGAAUCGAUGACUUCUGUAGAACAUCAGAGGAGGUUAAACCCGAAUCUAAAAGAUGUUGUCAAGAAAGAGAUAAUGAAACUUCUAGAUGCUGGUGUAAUUUAUGCUAUAUCUGAUAGUAAGUGGGUCAGUCCUGUGCAUGUAGUUCCUAAGAAAGGUGGUAUAACUGUUGUUAAGAAUGAUAGGAACGAGCUGAUACCCACUAGAACUGUCACUGGUCAUCGCAUGUGCAUUGAUUACCGUAAACUGAAUGCUGCGACUCGCAAAGAUCAUUUUCCUCUCCCGUUUAUUGAUCAAAUGCUUGAGAGAUUGGCUAACCAUCCAUACUACUGCUUUUUAGAUGGUUACUCAGGUUUCUUUCAGAUCCCCAUCCACCCAGACGACCAGGAGAAGACGACAUUCACAUGUCCAUAUGGCACUUAUGCUUAUCGCAGAAUGCCGUUUGGACUGUGCAAUGCACCGGCCACGUUCCAGCGCUGCAUGAUGGUAUUGCAGCGGUGUGAGGAGAGACAUCUUGUGCUGAACUGGGAGAAAUGCCACUUCAUGGUGAGAGAUGGGAUCGUGCUGGGACAUAGGAUUUCAGAGAAGGGAAUCGAGGUCGACAGAGCGAAGAUCGAGGUGAUGAUGAGUCUACAGCCGCCUAACUUCUGUCAAGGGAAUCCGCAGCUUUCUGGGGCAUGCAGGGUUCUACAGGCGGUUCAUCAAGGACUUCUCCAAGAUCACCAGACCUUUGACGCAGCUGUUGUGUAA
This is a messenger RNA of Microthlaspi erraticum, 1032 nucleotides long. NCBI's taxonomy places the organism in Eukaryota, Viridiplantae, Streptophyta, Magnoliopsida, Brassicales, Brassicaceae. The record is from the annotation of a GenBank genome assembly.